Molecule: messenger RNA, 651 nt
Organism: Morchella sextelata
Lineage: Eukaryota; Fungi; Ascomycota; Pezizomycetes; Pezizales; Morchellaceae
Exons: 14
Coding region: 1-651 (216 amino acids)
Source: RefSeq, a predicted model, not a curated record
AUGAAGCCAAAACACUCAAAUCAUGAGAACAUGACGUGGCCCCAUCCGUCAUCCCUGUGCAAUUGUGUGGCAAUUCGCCAAACAAUGAUGCUGAAAGAAGAGAAUGGAAAUGGAUGGAAGGCGAAAGUAGCGACGAGAUAUGUUCUAAAAACAAAUAUUGAGGAUAUUGAUGAUCUGCCUCUAGAGUUCAUCAUUCAGCCUUCACCAAACAACUCAACGAGCGGAGUCGAAUCUAACGGUGUGGGAUUUAAAUUUAUGGAAAUAGUUGUCAGUAUUUCGGCCCCUGAUUAUAUCGCGGUAUUUUCUCAACAUUAUACUCUAUGGUUUCUUGGAACGACUUUGGAGGAGCGCACAGCAUUACCGAUUUCCCCUUCUUUGCACAUUACUAAGCUUCGCCAAGAGUAUCCAACCAACCUUAAAUGUGGGGGGAUGCAUGGAACUGCUUUGAUGAUUUCUUGGGCUCGAUUUACACACCUACGAUACGGUAGGUAUCAGAUGAUCGAGAGCUACGAGUAUCGUAUUGAAUACCAUGACAUGAGAUUUGGCAAGAAUCUCAACUGUUUGAACCAAAAAGUAGUUCUUCUAUGCGUCCAUCACCACUGGAAAGCCUGUCGACAUCCCCGUGUUACCAUCGGACAAGAGCGAGGCUGA